This is a messenger RNA of Branchiostoma floridae (Florida lancelet), 896 nucleotides long. RefSeq lists its product as uncharacterized. The transcript is spliced from 5 exons. The coding region runs from base 50 to 772 and encodes 240 amino acids. The record is from RefSeq and is a predicted model, not a curated record. Gene Ontology annotation, cellular component: cytoplasmic side of plasma membrane. Gene Ontology annotation, molecular function: lipid carrier activity; enzyme activator activity. Gene Ontology annotation, biological process: lipid transport; ganglioside catabolic process. NCBI's taxonomy places the organism in Eukaryota, Metazoa, Chordata, Leptocardii, Amphioxiformes, Branchiostomatidae.
GUUAUGCGUGAGCAGCAGUGUUUUGCAGCCAGGACACCGUCAGGACACCAUGCUGAUACUACUCCUCUCCACGCUAGCCCUGGUAGGGGCGCAGCACUACGACGAGCACUACCAGUUCGGGCAUCUCGCCCGCCCCAUUGACGACAUUGUGGUCUUCGACUGUGGAAGCAACCCCAACCGUGCGAUAAAGAACCCAAAGUUCACCUUCAGCAGGAAUGACCUGGAACUGCCAGGUACCAUUACCAUCUAUGACAUGGAGAUUGAAGUGACAAAGCCCAUCACCAGGCCCUUCAACGGGAGGGUGGAGGCUUGGAGAACCAUCUGGCUUCUCGGUGGGGCCGGCAGCACCAUCCAGAUCGGCUGCUUCGGCCUCACAAGCUCCGGUACGAUAGGACUGGACGGUGUGGGAACAUGCGACUACGGGGAACUUUGCAACAUUUUGGACCAGAACACGCCAAUCAACGACACCACGGGUGAACUGACCUGUUUCGAGGAGGCGAUGAACCAGGGAAUCCCGAAGGACCAGUGCACGUGUGAGGGCAUCAUCGCGCCCAAGACCUACUCCAUCACCAACUGGAACAAGGAAGUAGACCUGUUGGACCUCGAAGCGGGGUUGAUCACUUUCCUUGCGGAGGGUGACUACGAAUUGAAGCUGAUCGCUGAAGACGCUAACGGAAACGAGGAGGCCUGUAUCGGCAUCACGUUGGCAGUGAAGGAGUGGGUGGAUCCUAACGACACUGGGGGCGGCUGGCUCUUCGGCAAGAGGCGCUAAACCAGGCACUGACGUCAGCACAGUUUUCAAUGACGUCAAUUGGCGUGACGUCAGCACAGUUUUCAAUGACGUACUUAAUGAGAUGGUGCUGAUUAAUCGUCAAUAAAGUACUACCUAUGAUUCA